Messenger RNA from Aethina tumida (small hive beetle), 544 nucleotides. RefSeq names its product RNA polymerase II subunit A C-terminal domain phosphatase SSU72-like. Lineage: Eukaryota; Metazoa; Arthropoda; Insecta; Coleoptera; Nitidulidae. The transcript has a single exon. Gene Ontology annotation, biological process: termination of RNA polymerase II transcription. The record is from RefSeq and is a predicted model, not a curated record. Gene Ontology annotation, molecular function: RNA polymerase II CTD heptapeptide repeat phosphatase activity. Bases 1 to 528 code for a protein of 175 amino acids. Gene Ontology annotation, cellular component: mRNA cleavage and polyadenylation specificity factor complex; nucleus.
AUGGAGUUAUACUCCCACUUGACUAAAGAAGAUUUCAACGUAAAAAGUUACGGGACCGGUGGCAAAGUUAAGUUGCCCGGAGCUUCAGCUGACAAGUCAAACGUCUACGACUUCGGGACGCCAUACAAUGAUAUUUAUCAGGAUUUUCGCAGGAAAAACGCCGGUUUAUACACCGAAACCGGAAUCUUGCACAUCCUCGACCGUAACCGGAGGAUCAAGAAGCAUCCGGAAAGGUUCCAGGAGACCGAGGAAGUGUUUGAUUUGUUGACAACCUGCGAGGAAAGGGUCUAUGAUCAAGUUUUGGAACACAUCGACACCAGAGAAGCGAAGGAUAAUUCAGUUGUUCAUAUAGUUAACUUCGAUAUUACUGAUAAUUUGGAUGAAGCCACUGUUGGUACUUUUCUUAUCACCGACUUUUGUACCAUGAUUGAAAAGACCUCAGAUUUAGACGACGAAAUUGAGGACGUCCUGUCUGCGUUUGAGGAGAAGACUCACAAAAGAAUUCUGCACAGUAUUGCCUUUAAUUAAUAUUAUGUUAUUUAUA